Mauremys reevesii (Reeves's turtle) is the source of this 2621-nucleotide messenger RNA. RefSeq names its product maestro heat-like repeat-containing protein family member 7. Lineage: Eukaryota; Metazoa; Chordata; Testudines; Geoemydidae. The record is from RefSeq and is a predicted model, not a curated record. Gene Ontology annotation, cellular component: cytoplasm. Bases 1 to 1764 code for a protein of 587 amino acids. The transcript is spliced from 14 exons.
AUGGACUUCCUCCUCGUUGCUAUCGGCGGCGUGAGAGACUCCAGCGUCCAUGGCGCAGUGACGGCCAGGAACAUGCUGCAUAAGAUCCUGGAGGUUCCCGGCCUAGGCUUGGUGAGGGUGUCAGAGGCUGUGAGGAGCAUUCAUAAGCACCUGGACUCCAUCAGCGAGCCACUUGCCCGGCAGGAGCUGCUCAGGGCCCUUCUCCUGCUGGGUUCCCAGUUCAGCGAGGAGGUGGUCGGAACCCUGCUGGGCUGCUCACUGUCAUGUGACAGUGUUGCUGCGGAGAUGUGGAAGAUGCUGACAUCCCAGCCCAAGAGCACAGAAAAGAUCCUUAGGGAGCUGACCGGCGUCGCCUCCUUGGCCGCCACAAGAGCCCUAUAUGUGAUCCUGCAGGAGCAGGCCUGCAGGCAGGAAGUGAAGGAGCUCUUCCCUCAGCUCUACGUCGCGCUGCUCUUCCACGUCACCCACACAGUGCAGCACACUGCUUUGCAGGAGAGGGAGCAUAACCAGGAGGACACGGCCGCACCCCUCAGCCCCGUCAGGUUCGCGGUGAAGGCCAUGGAAGCUUUGCUUCUAUGCGCUGGCUACAAGGAGCAGGCCACCUUCAUGAUGAAGCAUGGCCGCUGGGACCUGCUCAUGAGCUCCGACACGCACCACAAAGGUGUCUGCCUGCUUGCCCGGGCCAUGGUUUCGCUCAAUGUCGAGGAGCGAAACUGGAUUUUCCACCAUGUCAUGGCCAUCCUCAACGAUCGGGACGAUAGGCGGUACGUCCCGGCCGUGGCGCUCUUCAUUCAGCUCCUCAAGUGCCCUGACCUUGGCAGCGAGCUGGAAGACGCCAUCGUGGAGGAGAUGAGCGGGCUGCUGAGAGACCCCAAGACCGUGGUGCGCUGGUUGGCGCUCAAAGGCCUCCUCAAUCUGGCCCUUCACCCAGAGAAGGUGGGGAAACUCCAGCAUCUGCUGCCAGAUGUCCUGGAGCGACUCCAGGAGGUAGACAGAGACCUCAUCCGCAAGGCCAUCGCCGUGCUGAAACACCUCCUCGCCGGCAUGGACAGGCAGAGCGCCAGCUGCGCGGCUGUGCAAGUGGCUGCGCAACUCCUGCCGUUGUUUCAUGAUGUAAGGCCUGGCAGCUCACAGGAGAUCCCAUCAAACUGCAGACAUGUGACCAGCAAGCUCCAGGUGCUCUCCAUCACCCUUUUUAAAGACCUGCUGGAGCUUGUAAGGGGGCCCAACCGGAGGCAGAUGAAGGAGCAUGUGCUCCAGAGCCUGGUCCCACUGCUCCUCCUUGUGCAUGAUGAGCGUCCCAACGUGUCCCAGGUGUGUUGGGACACCCUCAGCAGUGCCGCCCAAUUCCUGAGGUGGCACCAGCUCAGUGGCCUCAUCCAGCACAAGGAAACCUGGCGAAGCUGUGACUGCCUGGUGAUCCACUACAAGGAGAGAGCUGAUGACUUCCUGGGCCAGACCAUGGCCUUCCUGCAGAACCCACAGACUCCAGUUAGGGAAGCAGCCAUCAGGUUCCUAGGGCUCACUGCCCGGAAGCUGGACCAGGGGAGCCAGGACAAGCUGGACGCCAUCUGCGACAACCUCAAAGGCUUGCAGCAGGACAGCAAGUCCUCAGUCCGAUGCCUGGCUUCUCAGACCAUCUUCAUCCUGGAGGCCUUCAAGAACCAGCCUCCAGCCUGCUGCAGCCUAUGGACAUUGGUCCAUAGGAUAAGAACAAUGUGCACUGCGGAGAGCCAGCUCAUUGAAGCUGCCCAGCUGCCCUAGGUCUGGGAAAAGCCAGCCUCCCUUCUCUGGGGGCUUGGUGCAUCAGAGCCCACCUGGAGCAAGGUGGAACACAUGGCUUCUUCCCAACUGGCUGCCUGCCCUGCCCAGCCAUGUGAGUAGUUAACUGCUCGAUAGCUUUCAUCAUCAUGUACUUUUGGACAGGUUUCCAUGCACCGUGUUGCAUUUACGUCCUGCCCUCCGUCCCCAUUUCCAGUCGUGUAUGUUUUUGAUGCCGUCGGCCAUUUUGAAAAUUUAUUUUGUAUUAUUUUUCUGUGUUUGGCCGGGGGAAGGUUGUGUGCUUGUGUUUUGACAUAUUUAGAGAAAAAGUACGAAUGAGUAGAAAGAGAGGCUGUAAAGGGUUUGCAGUCCCCCCCCAGGCCCCACCGUCCGUCCAUCUGGGUGGGAGACCACACCCCUUGCUAUGAUACUUCCGGGUACGGUGGUUCAGGGGAAAAUUAGCUCAGUGUUAAUGGCUCUAGCCUGCAGUCAGGCCAAGUAACGGUAGAGAGUCUGUUUGCCCGGGGCCCUCAAUCAGGGCAGGGCGUCAGUCGAGAAGGGGAUCUGGCCUACAGUCAGGCAGGCAGAGCAGCAGGAGGUCCAUUUGCCUGGCCCUUGAUCAGGGUAGGGCAGCAGUCAAGUAGGGGGGCUCUGGCCUACAGUCCGGCAAAGCUGUCGCAGUCUAGGGGAGGUUAGCUCUCUGGUGGGAAUGUCAGGACAACCAUCUGGCAUCUGGAUUCAGGUGGGUGCCAGACCAAUUCAGGCCUCCUGACAACCAGGGGGGAGGCUGCCACUCCUGACGUUGAGGUGGUAGGGGCAGAGGAACUCAGGUCCUCCCAUUCCACUGCAUCCCAGCCCAG